AUGCCGUUCGGCAAAUUGAAGCAACCGAGCGCCACUCAAGCGGAGAUCCGGCAGAUCGAAAGGGUAAGGCUGAAGGUUCCUGCCGUUGAGAGGGUGUACCCGAAGUUCCUUUUUACCGCCAAUCUCAUCAAGGCCCGACUUGUCAACCCUGCCGAGAUGACCGAAGAGAGGAAAGCUGCCGAGGCCUCAACGGCGCCUCAGCCUUCGGGAGGCGUGGACCCUGAUGAUCUGACGCUCAAUGAGCGUCGUCGCCAGAUGCAGGCCGAGUCGGCGUGCGCCGAAGCCAACGAAGCUGUUCCGUCCCCCAACCGAGCUCCGCCCUCCGAGGGUACCUCCUCCAAAGCAGCCGGCAAGAGGCCGUUCACGGUCGACCUUGAUGCCGACCCCGCUCCAAAACGUGGGCGACAAACUGAGCCUGCUCGGGCCGUCUUCUCUGCCGAGGACGACGAGGCGCCUUCCGAGGCUGUCACACUGGCCUGUCCUUCGAAGACAGUACAGUUCGUGAACCACAUGAUCCUUGGUUCACAGAUGGAGCUGUCGGAGAUCGAGGACCUGCCGAAGAAGCUGCUUCGGGAGGAGGCUGGUCGCGCCUUCCGUCUCCAAGCCUCGGCUUCAAUGGACAUGUGGCUCUGCGUUAAGCGGGCCAUCAAUGCCGCUGAGAAGGCGAAGAAGCUAUACGAAGACGGCAGGGCCAAGGUUGCCGAAGCUGGCAAGGCCAUCCAAGCCCAGGCGAACUUGGCCAAGGACAUGCAGGCUGCCGAACGGCAGGUAAAGGUUUAUCAGGCCAAGCUUGGCGAGAUGUCGGCGGCAUUGGAGGCGGCUCAGCUGACGGCGAAGGAGGCUCUGGAGGCGAAAGAGGCGGUCCAGGUGGCCUUCGAGGAGUCCGAGCGGACCAGGGCUUCCGAGAUUGGGGCUGCCGUUCAGGAGGCGAUUCAGGGCUACCGUCGGUCUGCCGAGUUCUCAGCCUUGCUGGACAAGGAGGUAGGCUCGGAAAUGGCGGAACUUGUCUACCGUUUCAAGCGGUACAACCCCGGGAAGAAGCUCAACCUCAAUUUUAUUGCUGAUUCCCCCCCCCUUCCUGAAGGUAUAACCGAAGAAAUGGUCGAGGAGUACGAGGGGGAGGAUGUUGCCGAGGAGGUCCCUGCCGAUCCCGAAGGGGGUGCUGCCGAAGGUGACGGUGCAGCCCCUGAUGCCGACGAGGCUGCCGCCUAA
Prunus armeniaca (apricot) is the source of this 1212-nucleotide messenger RNA. Lineage: Eukaryota; Viridiplantae; Streptophyta; Magnoliopsida; Rosales; Rosaceae. The record is from the annotation of a GenBank genome assembly.